UUACCAACAGUUAGAGGAUAAUAUUCAAAUCUCGAAAUCUUGAUUUUGUCAGUUAAUUAUGGUGCCUUUGAAGUUGUACUUCUAAUACAGAAGAAAAGUGUUAGGAAAAAAGUUACUAGUAUUUUACGUUUAAGUGUUUGGGAUUUAUUAUUAUCAUCAGGACAUUUAAAGUUUGCAGAUGUAAUUUUAUGAACGAUGUUUUUUGAUGACAGGCAUGUAAAAAUGGAACAACCUUGUUUAUACGAAGAAAUCCAAUCUAUGAACAACUCAUUCAUUUUAAAUUACUAUUGUUCGACAAACCAAUUAAAGACAUCCCCAUAUUACGAUUAUUACAAUCAACACAGUGAAAUACAAAAUUCGGAACUACCAAAAGAAGCACCCUCCUUAAACGCAUCGAACAUCCAAUCAUAUAAUCAGGAUUAUUUAUAUUGUAUACCUAGAAACUACAGUUGGUUAGAGUAUAGCAAGGAGGAAAGAUUUUGCAUUGAAAAUGGAGCUUACGUCAACAAUUGUUCUCAGUACAAUAAAAUAGACGAAGAUGGAUCUAAUCAGUAUAAUAGUAGGAAUACUGAGGAUGAAGAAUGUAUAGACGAAGCUUUGGAUUCUCAGUCCUAUUCAGAUGACUCUAGAGAUGUAAGGGAUGGUGAGAAUAUAAUGAAACCAAGAAAAGAAAGAACAGCUUUUACAAAAAUGCAAAUAAGAGAAUUAGAAAAGGAGUUCACACAUUCAAAUUACUUAACCAGAUUGCGACGUUAUGAAAUUGCAGUAGGUUUGGAUCUAACAGAAAGACAAGUAAAAGUAUGGUUUCAAAAUAGAAGAAUGAAAUGGAAGAGGAAUAAGUCAGGCGAUCGACAAACCAGAGGGAGAAAUGUAAAGACAAAUUAAAAUUUAUGAAAAACAUAAAAUGAAUGAUAUUUAUAAGUAUAUUUACCUAAUGC
This is a messenger RNA of Psylliodes chrysocephalus, 938 nucleotides long. The record is from the annotation of a GenBank genome assembly. NCBI's taxonomy places the organism in Eukaryota, Metazoa, Arthropoda, Insecta, Coleoptera, Chrysomelidae.